UCGCGCCCUGCUUAAAAUUAGGUAGGCGCCGCGACCCUUUUUAGUUUUUUCGGGGCCGGACCCACCUGCUAACCUCCCUCCCUCCCUCCAUCCUCCACGUACUACAAUACAAUGCCGGCCCUAGUAGUAGUGCGCGACAUGUCCCCGCGCCUCGCUGUUGUUGUUUCUUGAUUUCUUCUCUUUGCUUUUCGUCUUGUUUGUUGCUCCCCUCUUGGGUCUGAUUCGAAAUCGGUCAACGAGCAUUAUUGCGGCUCUUCUUGUUGUUGUUGUUCAUUCCAUGGUAAGGAGAGGACGCCGUAGCUAGCGCCCGCCUGCUGCUCAUCUUGUUCUUCGUCAAGGCGGCGGCCGCCUUGCUGCUCUGGUUUCCGGGAAGCCGCGGCGGUGCACGACCGCCGGGCCCAAUGCGCCCACGCCUUGCGCGCCAAGCUCGAGGCGGUGGGCUGGGUGAUGGUGCGGUUCCUCCGGCGGCACAGCCUUGACAAGAGCAACUCGCACAACCACCUACGGAAGGAGGAGCAAGAGAGCAACAGCUGUACGAAAAGCGGCACGGAGAUGCACGAGCCCGGUGGCAAUGGCGGCGGGGGUGCUCCCCCGCUGCCCAACGGCCGGACGCCGCCUCGCUCCCGUCUCGCGCGCGACGGACCACCCACAGAUUUGGACGUGAUGAAGGAGAGGUUUGCGAAGCUGCUGCUUGGAGAGGACAUGUCAGGGACCGGGAAAGGCGUGUCGUCGGCUCUAGCGCUGUCCAACGCCAUCACCAACCUGGCCGCCUCCGUCUUUGGGGAGCACCGCAAGCUGGAACCCAUGGCGCCGGACACCAAGGAGCGAUGGAAGAAGGAGGUCGGCUGGUUGCUGUCCGUCACCGACCACAUCGUCGAGUUUGUUCCGACAAGACAAACCGCCGAGAACGGCACUACCAUGGAGAUCAUGUCGACGGCGCAGCGUCGCGACCUGCAGAUGAACAUCCCCGCUCUGCGCAAGCUGGACGCCAUGCUCAUUGGUUACAUGGACAACUUCGUGGACCAAACCGAGUUCUGGUACGAGAAGGGCGGCGACAACAAGCGCGACGACGACAAGUGGUGGAUGCCGACGGUGAAGGUACCGGCGGAGGGCCUGUCGGAUGUGACCCGCAAGUGGCUGCAGUACCAGAAAGAGUGCGUGAACCAGGUGCUCAAGGCCGCCAUGGCCAUCAACGCGCAGGUGCUGGUGGAGAUGGAGAUCCCAGAGAUCUACAUCGAGUCGCUUCCAAAGAAGGGCAAGACGAGCCUGGGCGACGCCAUCUACCGGAGCAUCACCGACGAGGAGUUUGAUCCGAUCGAGUUCUUGGAAGGGGUGGACCUGUCGACGGAGCACAAGGUGCUGGAUCUCAAGAACCGCAUUGAGGCUUCCACCAUCAUCUGGAAGCGCAAGAUGCAGACCAAGGACACCAAGUCCUCAUGGGGCUCCAUCAUUAGCUUCGAGAAGCGCGAGCAGUUUGAGGAGCGCGCCGAGACCAUCCUCCACCUCCUCAAGCUUCAGUUCCCCGGCACCCCACAGUCACAGCUCGACAUCUCCAAGAUCCAAUACAACAGGGAUGUUGGUUACGCGCUCCUCGAGAGCUACUCGCGUGUCCUAGAGAGCCUGGCCUACAGCGUGAUGUCGAGGAUCGAGGACGUGCUGGGUGCGGACGCGGCGGCCACCAACCUGACGGCGAGCGAGGCGGCGCGGAGGCAGCUGGAGAUGAACGCGCCAAGGAAGCUGGACGCCAAGGAGGAGCUGGAGAAGCUCAACGAGGCGCCAGCGUCCAUGACGCUCUACGACUUCAUGGGAUGGCACUUCGACCAGGACGAGCUCAUGAGGAAGAAGGAAGAGGGCACGCUAGACGAGGCCGGCGAGGCCAUGCUGCUCAAGAAGGCGCCAAGCCUCGCCCCCAAGAAGUUCUCCUACGUGGACAGCCUCGCCGGCGGCGUAAGGAGCCCCUCCGCGCGUCACUGAUCAUCCGCCAUUGUCAUCUCGAGAGAGCUAGCAAGCACAAAUCGAUCAAAACAACACCGGGAGACCAAUCUAUCUAAGAUGGCAUGGCUAUGUACAUAUCUGAGGAAUGCACCUCGAUCGUAUGUAUUGGAGAUCGAUAUUGAAGUGCAGAGAUCGAUCAUCACCGGCUCGAUCUAUCCCAUCAGACUCGUGCAUCCCUACCAUAUACGCACACACAGUAGAUCGAGUAAUUCUUGAGGACGGGACGAAUGAACAAGAUGGUUUGAUCAGCUACA
Molecule: messenger RNA, 2249 nt
Organism: Hordeum vulgare subsp. vulgare (domesticated barley)
Lineage: Eukaryota; Viridiplantae; Streptophyta; Magnoliopsida; Poales; Poaceae
Product: rho guanine nucleotide exchange factor 8-like
Exons: 5
Coding region: 448-1974 (508 amino acids)
Molecular function (GO): guanyl-nucleotide exchange factor activity
Source: RefSeq, a predicted model, not a curated record